AAGUAGUCAUUGUUUUUGUAUUCUUUAUGAUAAAUAUAAAUAUAUUUGUAAAUGUAAUAUUUACGCGACAAAAGUGUAACAGAGAACAAACAAGUCGAUUAUUAGUGUACAGAUUAUCCAACAACUAUUUCGUUUAACUUCGUUUAAAUUUUGUAUGUUAUUUGUUUACUUUGGUCGCAGUCAUUUAAGAUUUCAAAGUGAUAAUUUAUUUGCUUGUGUGUUUUGUGUUGUUUAUAAGUUGUGCAAUAUGUCCGCAAACACAGUAAAUGUUGAUUUGCAAAGGGAACGGGCGAAAUGCGACUUUAACACAGAAGAAUUAACGAACUUUUUAGACUGGGGAGUUAAAUAUACAGAGAAAAGGAGAAACUUAGAACAAAAGGUGUUAAGCGUUAAAGGCUUACUGGAUGACACGCCCGAAGAAUACAUGAGUCACAAAGAGAAAUAUGAGAACUCCAUCCGUAAAUCUGUGUUGUUUUACAAAACUCUACAUUCAAUGGAAGAUGAAAACAUCUCUAUUGACGAGAAAACUAGGAUUAACUUCCGUAACAUAGUAACGUCUGCAGUAUUCAAAGACAACUCUCCGCUCAUGUUGCAUAAUUCGAUGUUCAUCCCGACCAUCAUGGGCCAGGGCACUGACGAACAAAAGGCGUACUGGAUGAAAAGAGCAAAGAAUAUGGAGAUAAUAGGCACAUAUGCUCAGACGGAACUUGGACAUGGUACCUUUAUACGUGGUUUGGAGACGCAAGCAACAUACGACCCAGAUACAGAAGAAUUCGUUUUGCACAGUCCUGCGCUGUCCUCUUACAAGUGGUGGCCUGGAGGCUUGGCCCACACUGCGAACUAUUGCGUAGUUAUGGCCCGUCUCUAUAUAAAAGGAAAGAGCCACGGAAUCCAUCCGUUCAUGGUGCAGAUUAGAGACGAAGAGACCCACAUGCCUUUGCCUGGAAUCAAGCUUGGUGAGAUCGGAGCCAAGCUCGGCUUCAAUACUGUUAACAAUGGCUUUCUGGGAUUCGAAAACCAUAGAAUACCAAGAGACAGAAUGCUCAUGAAGAAUGCGCAGGUCUUGAAAGAUGGAACAUUCGUUGCCGGCAGUAACAGCAAGCUGACGUACGGCACUAUGGUGUUCGUUCGAGUCAUAAUAGUAAACAGUAUGGCCAACAUGCUGGCUAAGGCUGUCACCAUAGCCGUGAGAUACAGCGCUAUCAGGAGGCAGUCUCAACCCAAACCUAAUGAACCGGAACCUCAAAUCUUGGACUACGUGACUCAGCAGCACAAGCUGUUCAUCGCGAUUGCUUCGAGUCAUGCGUUCUAUAUUAACGCAAUGUGGUUGUGGGAGAUAUACUACAGCGUCACCUCACAACUUGCAGGCGGCAACCUUGACAACUUGCCUGAGUUACACGCGUUAGCUUGUUGCCUAAAGCCGUUGAGUACAAUAGACGCUACGACUAUGAUAGAGAAGUGCCGGCUGGCGUGUGGCGGGCACGGCUACAUGCUGUCGGCCAACCUCGCGCAGACGUACGGCCUGGCGACCGCCGCCUACACAUACGAGGGCGAGAACACGGUGCUGCUGCUGCAAGCUGCCAGAUCGUUAGUAAAAGCUUGGGGCGGUCAUGUUAAAGGUCAACCUUUGAAAGGGACAAUGGCGUACCUAGCAGAAGACCCUACAGUGAAGGUGUGGGACGGCUCCAUUGACGGAAUUAUACAGAGCUUUAAAGUUGUUGCCAUACGUAAAUUAUCGAGUGUUGUGAAGAUUCUUAAGGAAUACGAGAAAUCCGGACUAUCCCCAGAAGACGCUUGGAAUAAGGCUUCAGUGUUCCUUACUGCAGUAUCUGAGGCACAUGGCAGAGCUGUCCUUCUCUCCGUGUACAAAUCUGAGACGGAUAAGAGAGCCGCCGCCCUGUCGCCGCCAUUGAGGAAGGUUUUAUUACAAUUAGUGGACUUGUACGUAAUGUACUGGGCACUUGAAAAAGUGGGCGACAUGUUACUGUAUGCAUCGAUCACGGAAAGGGAUGUGGAAGAACUGCAACGAAGAUACAUAGAGCUAUUGGCGGCCAUCAGACCCAAUGCAGUGGGUCUUGUAGACGCGUUCGACUUUAGAGAUGAGAUUUUAAACUCAGCUCUUGGUGCUUACGACGGUCGCGCAUACGAGCGUCUGAUGGAGGAGGCAAUGAAGAGUCCACUUAACGCGGAACCUGUCAAUCAAACCUUCCAUAAAUACUUAAAGCCAUUCAUGCGGGGAAAAUUGUAAACAUGUAAAAUAUAUUUUGUAAUUUAU
Molecule: messenger RNA, 2275 nt
Organism: Papilio xuthus (Asian swallowtail)
Lineage: Eukaryota; Metazoa; Arthropoda; Insecta; Lepidoptera; Papilionidae
Product: probable peroxisomal acyl-coenzyme A oxidase 1
Exons: 13
Coding region: 155-2248 (697 amino acids)
Biological process (GO): lipid homeostasis; fatty acid beta-oxidation using acyl-CoA oxidase
Cellular component (GO): peroxisome
Molecular function (GO): acyl-CoA oxidase activity; FAD binding; fatty acid binding
Source: RefSeq, a predicted model, not a curated record